GAGCACUUUUACAGGAUGCGUCGAUUUAGGUAAUAUGGGACCCAGGCUUUACGCUGCCAGUAAUUCUCGAGCAUGAGGAUCGUUAUUCGAAGAUUGCAUCAGCUGAAGUUUUUUGUGACAAUCUCAACGUAUCCUAGGUAUUCUUCUGAUUCUUUUCCCAAAAUGGUUCUGGAUCUAGAUUUUUACAGGGCUGACAAAGGAGGUAACCCAGAAAAAAUUCGGGAAAAUCAGAGCAAGCGGUAUAAGGACACCACAUUGGUAGAUCAGGUAGUUGAGGCGGAUGCAAAAUGGAGGAAAUUACGAUUCUCUGCCGAUAACUGGAAUAAACUCAAGAAUUUAUGCAGCAAGCAGAUCGGCGAAAAGAUGAAGCGAAAAGAACCUGUUGGUGACAGUAAUGAGCUACCUCAAAGUAUAGUGGAUGCAUUGGAAGUAAUUACCCCGGACAUGUUAGAGGGUCUAACAGUUACCCAGAUCAAGGGUGUGCGGACACUUAUUGAUGAAAAUAUAGCCAAAUGCAAUGAGGAGGUUGUUAAAGUGGAACAACUAAGGAAUGAGAAGUUAUUUGAAGUUGGCAAUCUUUUGCAUGAGUCAGUUCCUAUUAGUAAUGAUGAGGAUGACAACAAGGUUGAAAGAACAUGGGGUGACAGUUCUAUUAGAAAGAAAUACUCUCAUGUGGAUCUGGCGUACAUGGUGGAUGGAGUGGACACUGAGAGGGGUGCAUCUGUGGCAGGCAGCAGAGGCUAUUUUCUGAAGGGACCUCUUGUAUUCCUAGAGCAAGCCCUCAUUCAGUUGGCAACACGAAUGCUGUACAAGAAGGGUUUUAUUCCACUCUACACACCUUUUUUCAUGAGGAAGGAAGCUAUGCAAGAAGUAGCUCAAUUAAGUCAGUUUGAUGAAGAGCUGUAUAAGGUUAUCGGUAAGGGUGCUGAUGAAACAGGUUAUGAAGAAAGAUACCUAAUUGCUACAAGUGAACAGCCAAUUGCUGCAUUUCAUCGCGGUGAAUGGAUGGCUGCAAAUGAACUUCCCAAGAAAUAUGCUGGAUUCUCUUCGUGCUUCAGACAAGAAGCAGGUGCUCAUGGGAGGGACACUCGUGGUAUUUUUAGGGUACAUCAGUUUGAAAAGGUGGAACAAUUUGUUAUCUGUUCUCCUCAUGAUGGUGUUUCCUGGAAACUCUUUGAUGAGAUGAUUGCCAGUGCUGAGGAAUUUAAUCAAGCUCUAGGAAUUCCUUACAGAAUUGUUAAUAUUGUUUCUGGUGAACUUAACAAUGCUGCCGCCAUGAAGUACGAUCUGGAAGCGUGGUUUCCAGGCAGUGGUGCGUUCCGUGAAUUAGUUUCCUGCUCAAACUGCACGGAUUACCAAGCAAGAAGAUUACAAGUUCGUUUUGGACAGACGAAGAAAAUGGGAGCGCAGACGGAAUACGUUCAUAUGCUCAACGCUACGAUGUGUGCUGUGUCGAGAACCAUUUGUGCACUGUUGGAGAAUUAUCAAACAGAAGAGGGAAUUGCUCUCCCCCCUGUGCUGAAGCCUUUACUUCCCGAAGGCCUGGACUUUAUUAAAUUCGUCAAACCAGCUCCAAUCGACGAGAAACCAGAGGCGAAGAAACAAAAGAAAAAGACGAAAAAUAAAGCGGGCGGCCAGAGUGAGGGAUGUUUAGAGGCUAAAAUGGAAGACAUGAAUGUCAGCAAAUAGUGAACACUGAAUUAUUAAUAAAUCAAUCAGCUCUGCUAAGCGAAUGGCCUUGUUGCACGAUGGCUAGCAGUUGGCUAACAGCUGGCUUAAUGUCUGACCUCGUAGUCUGUGCACAAGCAAAUUAGUUGGGUACCCCCUCACCUUUAUUUUUCUUUCUUUAAACAAACCUUUCAAUUUGACUUUAGUUCGAGAGCCUCACACCUGAGAGUUUUGAUGUUAUACUCACUCUAUUAGACCAUGGUUCCCUGUCGUCAUCAGAAUAUUUUCCACCAUUAUAUUAUUGAUAGAAAGCGAACUAGCGACAGCCUGUAGGCAGGUCGGUAGACACUGACCAAUCACAGCCGUGAUAGCUUAGAGAACUUUUUUGAUAGUUGAUUACAAGUGUCCUCUUUCGUCAGUUGAGUGUAACAUCGUCACUCUCUUCAGAGUAAGUAAACAUAAAAAUGUUGUUACUAAGGUUAUGGCUUGUAUAGCAAAAGGUGUAGUGAACUAGACUGCAAAAAAAAAGGAAUAAAAAUCAAGUGGAAGUUUCA
Molecule: messenger RNA, 2222 nt
Organism: Stylophora pistillata
Lineage: Eukaryota; Metazoa; Cnidaria; Anthozoa; Scleractinia; Pocilloporidae
Product: serine--tRNA ligase, cytoplasmic
Biological process (GO): seryl-tRNA aminoacylation
Molecular function (GO): ATP binding; serine-tRNA ligase activity
Source: RefSeq, a predicted model, not a curated record